ACCGCAGCACCGCCCCUCCGCGGCGCCGGGCACGGCACGGGCCGAGACUUGAGGAUCAACUUAGGUAAGUAAAUCUGGAUCAGCUGCACACCAAGAUUUAAGCACCUUGUUGCUACAGAUCUUGUCUCAAAUCCUUCCUUAAACUCAGCUCUGACUUGAUAUCCACUGGCUUCGGCUUCUCUGGCUUCGGCUAGAAUUAGUCCCAGCAUCGUGACUUUUCCAUCAUGUCAGAGCCUAUCACGCUCAAUGUUGGAGGAAAACUCUAUACCACCUCUCUGUCCACCCUGACCAGCUUUCCAGACUCCAUGUUGGGGGCCAUGUUUAGUGGGAAGAUGCCAACCAAGAAGGACAGCCAAGGCAACUGCUUUAUUGACAGAGAUGGCAAAAUCUUCCGCUAUAUCCUGAACUUCUUAAGAACUUCCCACUUGGACCUCCCUGAAGACUUUCAGGAAAUGGGCUUACUUCGACGAGAGGUAGAUUUUUAUCAAAUUCAACCACUGAUUGAGGCCUUACAGGAGAAGGAGGUGGAGCUUUCUAAAGCUGAGAAAAAUGCCAUGCUUAACAUCACCCUUGAUCAGAAGACACAGACUGUGCACUUCACCGUUCGAGAAGCACCCCAGAUCUACAGUCUGUCUUCCUCCAAUAUGGAAGUGUUCAGUGCUCAUAUCUUUUCCACAUCAUGUCUGUUCCUGAAGCUUCUAGGUUCCAAACUUUACUAUUGUUUCAAUGGAAAUCUCUCUUCAAUAUCCAGCUAUCUACAAGAUCCCAACCAUUUGACCUUAGAUUGGGUUGCAAGUGUGGAAGGUCUACCAGAGGAGGAGUACACUAGGCAGAACUUAAAGAGACUCUGGGUGGUGCCUGAUAAUAAGCAAAUCAAUAGUUUCCAGGUGUUUGUGGAAGAAGUGCUAAAAAUAGCCAUGGGUGAUGGUUUCUGCAUAGAUUCUUCUCACCCACAUACAUCAGAUUUCAUGAAAAAUAAGAUUAUUCGCCUAAUUCGGUACAAGUAAGAAUGUCUGUUUAUUAUGUUAACAGCAUGGAGAUAACUUAGGUUAAGUGUUUCCCUUUAAAACACAAUUACAGCCUAAUUCAGAAUCAUGCUAAUCUGGAGUAAGAGUCACUAACAAGGGGAUGAUUUUCCUUUAAUAUAUUUACCAAUAUGAUCUUUCAGAAUAUGUCUAUAUUCUAAUCAGAAGGAAUAUUGUCCAUCUCCUGGAUUAAGGAUUGAUUCUGUUUCUGCCUCCACCUCUGACCUGCUGUGCAAUUGUGGGGAAAGUCACUUAACUUCCACCCUUCUUUUAUUGUCCAACUGGAAAAUGGGAAUGAUCCUUAACCUAUACUGCAAGGGUGAUGUGAUGGUUCAGUAAUCAAGUAUCUGGAGAUCAGAUGCAGAGAAAGAUGCCAUGGAGCUGCAACAGUGGACAAUCCAGGGAGCAGAUUUCCACUUCUUGCUUUGUCAUCUGCCCCUGUAUAGAGCGCCCAUGAAGUAUUCAUGGAUUGGCAGAGAAGUUUCCCCACAUGCACACUUACUAUGGCUGUAAAGGAAAAUGCAAACUGCAAAUGAAUAGGGGAUUAUGUCUGAAUGGUUUAAACAAAGAUUUCUGUUGCCACUUGAA
Messenger RNA from Rhea pennata, 1613 nucleotides. RefSeq names its product potassium channel tetramerization domain containing 21 (gene KCTD21). The transcript is spliced from 3 exons. Gene Ontology annotation, molecular function: histone deacetylase binding; cullin family protein binding. Gene Ontology annotation, biological process: protein homooligomerization; ubiquitin-dependent protein catabolic process. The coding region runs from base 225 to 1007 and encodes 260 amino acids. NCBI's taxonomy places the organism in Eukaryota, Metazoa, Chordata, Aves, Rheiformes, Rheidae. The record is from RefSeq and is a predicted model, not a curated record.